GGGGAGGGAGGGAAGGAGGGAGGGAAGGAAGGCCAGGCCUCGCUCGGGGUGAAGAAAAAGAAGGGCUCCAUGGCGGCGCUGGCAGGCCCAGCCCUCUCCUCACGCCGCCUUCCUCCCCCAUCGCCUUAUUCUGUCUCUUCAAUCCGGAAUGGCCCUCACGGAGCGAGAGAGAAAGAGACAGGGAGAGGCCUCUGUUUUCGUUUGUUCUAUCUGGCAUCCCCUCCUCCAGCCUUUAAGGAUUCGGCUGCCGUUCUCUACCGUUCACCUGUCGUUACAUUCCAAGGAACGAGCUUGAAGUAUAAUGCAUGAAGGUUAGUGACAUCAUGACAACUAUUCGACAGAGAAAGGGAACAAAAUCUACAGAAGUUGCAGAAGAAUGUCUAUCACAAGAGAAAAACUGGAAACUUAAUGGGAAAGUUGUGCCUGGAGGUAGAGCGAGAGAUUUCAUUCAGAACAGAAUGUGGCCUCUACUACUCCUACUACAAACAGAUGCUGCAGGCACCGUCAAUUCAACUAGGUAUACAUGGCUUGAUUUAUGACAAUAAAACCGAAUCCAUGAGGACAAUUAACAUACUUGAAAGAAUGAAUGUUUACCAAGAAGUAUUUCUCAGCAUUCUGUAUACAGUUUUUCAAGUGAAGAAUUUUUUAGAACCUGUAUAUUUUUAUAUCUAUACGGUAUUUGGCCUUCAGUCGAUUUAUGUCAUUGCACUUUAUGUAACCAGCUGGCUUCUCAGUGGAACAUGGCUUUCAGGUGUAUUAGCAGCCUUCUGGUACAUCACAAACAGAAUAGAUACAACUCGGGUGGAAUUCACCAUUCCGUUAAGAGAGAACUGGGCCCUGCCAUUCUUUGCUGUUCAGACAGCGGCAAUUACAUUCCUAUUGAGAACUCAUUUACGACCUACUCAUGAAAAACUGACACUGACCGCAUUGUUUAUAUCAACCUCACUUUUCAGUUUGGCUUGGCAGUUUAAUCAAUUUAUGCUGCUGAUCCAGGCAUUAGUUUUAUUCACACUUGACUGUUUGGACUUGCUUCCUAGCAAAAAGGUUACCUGGAUCUAUGUGAUACAAGUGGCUAGUUUGCUUCUUGUCUGCGUUCUGCAGUUCUUCAACUCCAUGAUAGUAGGAUCACUGCUUAUAAGCUUUAAUAUGUCUGCCUUGUUAGCCAGGAAACUACAGAAUAACCUGAAAAUUGGAGGUUUGUUCAGCAGGCUUGGGAAGCUUUUCCUCCAUAUUCUCUUAGUGUUGAGUUUGACAUUUCUUGGAAAUAAUUUUAUAAAGAAAGUUCUUAACCUGGAAUCAGAUGAGCAUAUCUUUAAAUUUCUGAAAGCAAAAUUUGGAUUUGGAGCAACAAGAGACUUUGAUGCCAAUCUGUACCUCUGUGAAGAAGCUUUUGGUCUCUUGCCUUUUAAUACUUUUAUGAGGCUUUCUGACUCAUUAGUUUUCUACCCUUAUAUAUUUGUGGUUGUUGUGAUGACUAUAACAGCUGCUGCUGUUGCUUUUCAAAAUCUGAGUGGUUCUGCAAAUGUCAGAUACGCAGAAAGGCAGCAAAAAUGGCCAACGCAACUGAAACCUGGUGUUGCUUACAACUUGGGACAUACCAUCCUGUUUGGAUUGCUGGCUUUGAGCACAAUGCGAAUGAAAUACCUUUGGACAUCACAUAUAUGUGUGUUUGCAGCUUCUGGUUUGUGCAGCAGUGACAUGUGGGGCCUAGUCUUGAGAUUCCUCCAUCUGUACACACCACAAAGGGUGUCUGUGAUUAGAUAUUUAACACCAAUACUCAUAUUACUCUAUCUUUGUUACAAGUUCUGGCCUGGAGUGAUGGCUGAGCUGUCAGAGCUGAGGGAGUUCUAUGACCCAGACACAGUGGAGCUGAUGAACUGGAUUAAGAGCAGCACCCCAAAGAAAGCAGUGAUUGCUGGAAGUAUGCAACUCUUAGCAGGCGUCAAACUGUGUACAGGCCGAGUUUUAACCAAUCACCCCCAUUAUGAAGACAAAAGCCUGAGAGAACGGACAAAACAGGUGUAUCAAGUGUAUGCAAAAAGAUCUCCUGAAGAUGUCCACAGAAUCCUCAGAUCAUUUGGGACAGACUUUGUGAUCCUGGAGGACAGUAUUUGUUAUGAAAGAAGACACAACAGGGGCUGCCGACUGCGGGAUCUUCUGGACAUCGCAAAUGGCCACACUAUGGAUGGUCCUGGAGAAAAUGACCCUGAUCUGAAACCAUCACCAUAUCCUCGCUUCUGUGAGGAAAUCAAAAGAAACCUGCCUUCAUAUACAAAGUAUUUUACAAAAGCAUUUCAAAACAAAACAUUCCAUGUUUACAAGCUUGUGAGACAUAAAAAAUGACAUAGUUUUGCUCUGGUAGAAAAUUCUAAGCAUUAACAAAAUGGCUUGGGUUUUUUGAAACAGAAUUAUAUCAUGUUGACUUCAUAAUUACUGUGACGAUUUUUAAGUGUUUGUCUUAGUAACACCUUUUGUCAAGGGAAUGUGAGACUGGUUUGCAGAUGCCACUGGUAUGUACACUACAAUUGGUGUGCAGGUUUUAAUGAGUUCUAAUAUCCCAGAUACAAUUAUAUUUGUGACUCCUUUCCUCAGGAAUGUUGUUUGUUGUAGACGCUGCAUCCCUAAAGAUGCUGGAUGUGCAGAGAAGGAUUGUGAGCCCAAAACGUAUUGCUACCUCCAGUGUGUACUGAACCUAUUUAUAAGAGCCUAUAUGGACCAACUGUGAUUACUUUCCAUUAACCACUAACCUAGCAAUUCUACUCAAGAUUCUGGCUUGAUAGAGUAGUCUUGAGACCUCACAGGCUUGUUGCUUCCUCUUCUUUUUUCUAGGACACUCUAGAGCAGCGGUUCCCAAACUGCAUUCCGGGGAACCCUAGGGUUCUGCAGAAUCAUUGUAGGGGUUCCAUGAAAUUUAAAAUGGAUUUUAAAAUAAAACUAUACAAGGCCAACUAUUUGAUUUUUCAGUCUUUGUAAUGUCUAUUUUGUGCUACAACUAUUUCUACAAAGUAUUUAAUUACAGAUCACACAUUUCAACAUUUUACAUAGUCUACUUUUCCCAUUUCUUUUUCUCAUCUUUCUUGUAAAAUUUUUGAGAUGAAAGACAUGAAACAUUAAGAGUAAAAUUUAUUCAAAUAUAGGAAAUAGGAGAAACAUUUGAAUUGGCAUAAAACAAUCCAGAAUAUAUCGGAGUGUGGAAUCACCUUUCUUGGAAAUUUUGGAACAGAGGCAAGAUGGCCCUCUGUCAGGAGAGCUUAGAUUGUGUUUUCUUGCAUGGCCAAAUGGGUUUGGACUGGAUGGCUCUUGAAAAUCCCUUCCAACUAUUAUGAUUCUAUGAUAUUUUGGUUAAACAAAUCAUGAAUAGAGUUAGGGUUCUGAAGAAAAUAAAACGUCUUCUGAGGGGUUCCAUGACUGAAAAAAAAAAAUGGGAACCCUUGCUAUAGAUUAUCAGUCCCAAAAACACUUGGGAGUAAGUCCUACUGGUUUCUUGGAGCUUACAGUUAGUACAUAAGUGUGCUUCGUAGCACAGAGUUAAUUUUCUCAGUCCAAAUCCUAGAGUGCAUAAGAUCAGGGUAAAGAAGAAUUUCCCCCAUUGCAGUGGGACCUAGAACAAAGUUUUUUCCUUUGUGUUGAAAUAGUUCAUGUGCUUGUGGAUUUCAAUGGCUUCUCUGUGUAGUCUAACAUAGUUGUUGCCAGCCACAGAUGCAGGCAAAACAUCAGGAGGAAACGCUGCUGGCACAUAGCCAUGCAGCCCAGAAAAUAUACAACAUCCCAGUGAUUCCGGCCGUGAAAGUCUUCGUCAAUACAUUAUGGCCAUUAUCCAGUAGACUUUCUCAGGAGCCCAUAAAGGUUUGUGCCCUUGCACUAUUCCAAUUUGCAAACACUGGUUAUUAUUUUCAGAGACUUGUGGUCCAGUAUUUCAGUUGUAUCCACUACUAGUUGCUGUUGGUUUUCCAGACAUUCCUGAUUUUCCAGUGAAUGUAUCUGUUGUGAUUUUAAGAAAUUGGAGAUCCUGGGAGCAUGGUUCAUGGUCGAUAAUCCUUGGUCUGGAUGUAUGUGUGUGUUCUGUAGCCCGUUGUGAUGUUGUCUUGUAUUGCAAAACUUGUCAGAGGAGCUGUUGCAGACAAAGCGAAAUGUUCCUGAUCCUUGUCUUGCAUACAGAAAUGUUCAAUUCCCAUAUUGUUUUUUCCCCUAAAUGGGUUUUUUAACAUAAAAGUAGCAAACCCAUCUAAAUAGUGUCAUAAGGGUCAUUCUACAUGGUAGGAUAUUUUUUUUGUGUUAUAAGGGGCAUUUUUGCUUUAUUAUAUGUGACAUGUACAUAAAACAUUCCUUCCAAAAGAAAAUAUAUCUCACUGUUUAUUCCUUUGGACAGUGAGGACUCUGGAUCUGUGGGGAUUCAGUUAUCGCCAUAUUAUUAAAUGGUGGCAAUUGGAACACAGGCGUCUCAGCACAUUUGCUUUCCUAUGGCUGCCAUUUUAUGCAUAGAAUGUGACAAUCUGUAUUGGAUGGACAUCACGGAUCUGGAGGGUUCGCUGUAUAAAACCAAACUUGCCACUCAUGUGUCAUAUGUUGAGGCAAGUAGAUUUGACAUUUUUGUACAUUUUGAACUUUUAUGAAAACUAUCAACUUUUUAAUGGUGUAUUUUUUAAAAAAGAGCCACCGCGAUGUUGUUUUUAAUACUAUUUUUAACAUUUUAUAUGAAAUUUAGGAUGAAGGCAGUUUUGAAACAGGAUUUUUUCCUGUCAUUAACAAAUGGCUUAGCAAUUGUAUACACAAUCACACUUAGGGAUAUCUUCUGCACAGCCACAUUGGUACAAAUGAGAUUAGAAUAAGGGCAGGAUCCAUCUCUCAUUCAUCUAAACUCAAUUUGCCCAAGUGUAAGUCCCACUAGAGCAUGGCCACUGCUCUUCCUUGAUGCAAAAUAAAAUAGUAAUCAAGUGUUUCUGGAAACCGAUUUAAACAUCAGUUGGACCAUGUUUGACCUGCUCAAUAAUUCAGGCACAAAAAUGGUUACGAUUAAUUUCUAAUGAUGAGAAACGUGCAGAGCUUCAGCUAGCUUUCCCUAAGUUUAAUUAAAUCAAGAUGUAUAAUGAGAUUAAAGCUUCCCAAGUAAGCUGCGUUCUGUUUCCCCGUGAUUUAACCGUUUUCCCCUCUGCAGUUGUUCUUGGGUAAAUUACCGCAGGGCAAGAUACGGUUCUGUCACCCACACAUAAAAUAAUUUUUACAUUUAGGCAAGCAUUCAUUAAGCAACAUGCGGGAUCCUUCUGCAGUUUUCGUGCCGCUGCUGAAAGGAAAGCAGGCUUUAAUCAACUUGAGUUUAAAUCAAACCUGGACACCAGCCACUUUUUUUUGUUUUAAGCAAGCAAAGCCCCUGAAUAAUUUCUACUGUUUCUGUUAAUGAGGUUGGAGCCCUCUGUCAUUUCCACAUAAUACUGUAAUAAAACAUUUUAAUAAGUAGUAAAAGUUUAAUUAAACUGGUCGGUGUGCGUGACUGGUCUUGCUGGGAGCGAGGGUCAGCGUUAUUGCUCCGGGGGUUUUUUGGGUUCUGCUGCUGCACACUAAUUCAGGAUCAGCACAUGUUUAAGAUAUGAAGCAGUUAGAUAAGGUUGCCCUCUUCUUUAAAUACUCUGCUUUCUCUUCAAGUCUUUUACCUUUUAAAGGCAGCGAGUGUCAUCUGCUGGCUCCAAAUACUCAGGGCGCCUUCGGACAGUGCUCUCAAAAGCAACUGGAACAGCAGAUGAGCCCUUAUAUGUUUUAAGUCAGCUUCUAUCUAUUUGCAGUUUGACUAGAAAUUCUUCAUAAGGUGGUGAAAAGGGCCCUGAUCCCAUGUAAAAGAUUUGUAGUCAUGCAGAAUUUCAUAAUACACAGCCAAAAGAAUGAAUGGAACUGUCAAAUUGCAAACCCUUUAAGUCAGAUUUGUUCUUGAAUGGAAACAACCCCCCCCCCCCCCAAAAAAAAUUCCAAUAUUUAAGAAGUGAAACAACACCUUCUGAUGGGCCAAUGAAGCUAUAAUAGCGAGUUACACCAAGCUCUUCCCUGGGCCUAGUUCUUGAGAGAUUGAGUGACACUGCUUGGCUUAUGAAUCCUUAACCUAGCUUGCGUUUCCAGAAGAGGCUGAAACUGUAUUAAGGGUGCUUAGAGGAGCUUUACUUAUAUUUUUAAUGUUGGCCACGCUGAUUCACUGGGCCUAAUACCUGCAAAGCAAUUUCAAUAGCAUUAUCUGGUAUUGGAGACUUGAUGUUGUUAAAGGCAACUUGCUUCAAAAACAUCAGGAUCACAAAUGUCUUUUGAGGAUUUCGAUUUGUGUGUUUGCUGUUCUAGGUCCCUGUAUUUUGGACUCAGUGGAGUGAAGAGCAAGAAAUGGGUACUUGAAUGGUGCAGCAAGCAUUAUCCUAUAGCAGUGGUUCUCAACCUGUGGGUCCCCAGGUGUUUUAGCCUACAACUUCCAGAAAUCCCAGCCAAUUUACCAGCUGUUAGGAUUUCUGGGAGUUGAAGGCCAAAACAUCAGGGGACCCAGGUUGAUAAACCACUGUUCUAUAGUCUUAAAGGAGAGGUAGUGAAUCACUUCUAACAUGGAAGUCAGUAGGUUAGCACUGAGGCAGAAGAGCUUGGUGUAACUGUCUUUAGAAAGGAGAGUAAGCAUUUUAAAAAACCAUCAAAAACAAAGACCACAGAAUGAGUAGUUGAAAAGGAAUUGGGAAUUGUGGCUGAGAUCCUAUCCUCAGCCUGUCGUUGUAGGAAUAGGUGGCUCCUAUCUUCCUAGAUACAAAGUAGGGUGAAUUCUAGUUUGACAUGACAUCUAGAUCAAUUCCUUUUUCAAACAGAUCUCUCUUGGAGUGAUAUCUUUGAGAGAUUCGGGAUCUCAUUGGAAUCUGCAUGGGGGCUGUACUCUAGCAUUACUGGGGCUUGUUGAAAAAGUGGCAUCCAGAACCACAUUACACAUUGCAUUCAGUUAGCUACCAAACAGCAUCUAGAUUGGGCCUGGGCAAACUUUGGACCUCCUCCAGGUGUUAGUUGAAGUCCGAAACACCUGGAGGAGGGUUGAAGUUUGCCCAGGCCUGAUCUAGAUGGACUUCCAGGACUCAAAUGUUCUAAGUAAACUUCUUUCUGCUGUUUUUGGGAUGGCUGCUUCCAUCCUCUCUUCAUUGCCUAGAUUUCCAAGAAGGCUAGCAUAACUUUACACUGUGCCAGUGUCAUUGGCUGCCUCAGCCUCUCUUGCUUUUUGAUUGUUUUUUCAAUGGAACGUACUUUGAAAAUAAAAACAAAAGCCAAACAAUCAUACUUUGGCUGGUGACUGAUGGAAGAGCAUUUCGGUUUUCUCAAUGUUCAAUGAGAGGCCGGGUUUUUGUAUGCUUCUGCAAAGAUUUUUAGAGUGGCUUGUAGGUCUUUUUCUGAAUGCGCACAGACCACGUUUAUUAUCGGCAUAUUGGAGUUCUAUAACAGAUGUUGGAGCUCUAUAACAGGUAGUGUUCACAGCAAGCAGCAAAAACAACCCCAAAACUUGCCCAUGCCUGUUACAAUUUAACCAAUGGAGGGAACAUGGCUAGGGAAGCGUGGGGUGGGGGGACAUAAAUACAUUUUGGACUUUUUCCACUCUUUCAUUAAGCUGUGAGCCACACCUCGCCAUCAGGAUGCUCAUCAGUCAAGUUUUCUUUCUUUGUUAUCAAAUCUGAUUGUUUCUCAUAAGAAAAACCUGUUCCAUGAAUGUGUGAGUGGCGUGCAGUGUAAUCCAAACCAUGUUUACUGAAACAUGUGUUAGAAGUGCUGUUGAACAGGUUUACUUCCAUGCAUGUAAAAGGAUCACAGAUCUACUCCUCAUUGUGUCUUUUUGUACAAGUAAAGUUUGUUCUACAUUUUUCCCUCAAAGAGGUCUGUUAUCAAUUGGCUGGUGCCCUGUGGAUGGUAUACAUGGGUAUGAGUUAAACCCUUGCCUGUGUAUUCACUGAAACUAGCAUGGUCAUUACAAUCCACAACUGUUGGGGUCUAAUAUGUCCCUAACUCUUUUUUCUUGUUCAGUACCUUGAUAGUUAAUAAUUUACUUGUCAGGUAUUCUCUAGGAUGCUGAAGCACGACACAUGACUAUUGUCUUCUUGAAUAAAAGUUCUCUAUCAAA
This is a messenger RNA of Anolis carolinensis (green anole), 8110 nucleotides long. It is a transcript of the gene dpy19l3, whose product is annotated as dpy-19 like C-mannosyltransferase 3. The coding region runs from base 409 to 2343 and encodes 644 amino acids. Gene Ontology annotation, molecular function: mannosyltransferase activity. NCBI's taxonomy places the organism in Eukaryota, Metazoa, Chordata, Lepidosauria, Squamata, Anolidae. The record is from RefSeq and is a predicted model, not a curated record. The transcript is spliced from 18 exons. Gene Ontology annotation, cellular component: nuclear inner membrane.